This is a messenger RNA of Cyprinodon variegatus (sheepshead minnow), 3307 nucleotides long. RefSeq names its product nuclear receptor subfamily 1 group D member 1-like. The record is from RefSeq and is a predicted model, not a curated record. The coding region runs from base 589 to 2313 and encodes 574 amino acids. Gene Ontology annotation, biological process: positive regulation of transcription by RNA polymerase II; cell differentiation; hormone-mediated signaling pathway. The transcript has 8 exons. Gene Ontology annotation, molecular function: RNA polymerase II cis-regulatory region sequence-specific DNA binding; nuclear receptor activity; zinc ion binding. Lineage: Eukaryota; Metazoa; Chordata; Actinopteri; Cyprinodontiformes; Cyprinodontidae.
CAAAGAGUGAGAAAGAGUGAAAUAAGGGCGGAUGUUUUCACACAGCCUGGUUUGGAGGGGGCAAUAAAGAGAAAGAGAGCAUCCCUGAUUCCCGUCAAACAAACAAGCAGGGAGGGAGGGAAUGACGAAGGAACCGGUCACAUUUCUCUCAGGCACCUGAAAACGUGCGGCUUAUUUUAAGACGCGUGUUGCUUAUUGAUGAGAGGGGGCGUGGUUAAUCCACUUCCACUCUGAUGCUGCGUUAAUGGUGGUGACUGUACAUGACAGGGAGGGGAGCAAUCUAGAACACAGACCUCAGACAUUCACAUCCUGCCACAGAUACAGACGGACCAUCAGCUGAUCAACAACCAUACUUCUUAAAUGAGAUAUUUACAUAUUUAUUAUAUAUUUUUCAGAGAAAUAUUUCUUGUUGAUAUUUCAUCGCUUCGCUGAGUUUCUCUGCGCACAGCUCCAUAAUAGUACACAGUGUACAUAUGCUUGUGCAGCUCCUCAGCCUCUCACUAGUGUUCACCAAACUCCUGAGUAAGAAGCAGCGGAAAGAGAUCCAGCUUUAAAAAGUCAACAAUUAUUCCACUUGGAAGAGAAACCAUGGAAAACAGCCCCGGUGGUGGUGUCAUCCUGUACGCCGGCUCAUCUGGUAGUUCCAGUCCGAGUCCCGGAAGCCCAUCCAGCGGAUACCAGACCCAGUCGCCGUCCUCGCACUCGCAGCCCUCAUCCCCGGAGGAUGUCUCCUUCCACGAGAUCGGGAUGCUGAAGCAGAGAGGGGACCAUGGGGGAGGAAAUGUUUCUCCUAAAAUGGUGUUCCAGUUCCCGGAAGUGAAUAAUGCACAUGUUGCUCAUAUUACCACGGCACCAUCAGCUACCUACAAUCACCCCACAGCUGCUAAAAGGUCCUGCAGUUUCACUGGAACAUUCACCAAGACUGGAGGCAUGGUGCUUUUAUGUAAGGUUUGUGGAGACAUCGCAUCUGGCUUCCACUACGGCGUCCACGCCUGUGAGGGCUGCAAGGGUUUCUUCAGACGCAGCAUUCAGCAGAACAUCCACUACAAGAUGUGCGUGAAGAAUGAAAACUGUCUUAUCAUGCGUAUGAACCGUAACCGGUGCCAGCACUGCCGCUUCAAGAAGUGUCUCUCUGUGGGCAUGUCCAGAGAUGCUGUGCGUUUUGGGCGUAUUCCCAAGAGGGAGAAACAGAGACUAAUGGAUGAGAUGCAGAGCUAUAUGAACAGUAUGAAUGGACCUGCUUCCAUGGAGAUGGAGGUUCUGCCUCCUUCUGAUGGCCCCUGCAGUCCGCACAGCCAGACAAACGCAGGACACGGUUCCCUAUCGCAGUCUUACCCCAGCGAAGAGAAGCCGCUCAAGAUAGCUGCAGGCGGCAGCAACAUGGCGACUCCAUCUUUCCAGAGUGCUGGGGGGCAGAACGUUGGCCUGUCAACUCAGAGCCAGAAUGCGGCACAGCACAGGGGUCACGUGGAGCAGCAAAACGCAGCAGCAAGCUAUCAUCUCGCUGCUAACUUCCAUGCUGCGCCCUGCAUCAGUGCGAGCUCCACAAGUACAAAUGUCAGCAAUGCCAACUACUCCUUCUCCAAUCAAAACCAGUGUCCGGUUAGUGGGAACGUCCAGUCCCAGACCUUCAUAGCCGGUCACGGUGUCAUGCCAGACAGAGAUAACCAGAACCAAACAUCCUGCCCCUGGAAGCUGAAUGGAGGCGCCAAAGUGCUUGCGUGUCCUCUCAAUUCGUGUCCCGUGGCUCCGGCCAGUCGCUCCAGUCAGGAGGUGUGGGAGUCGUUCUCUCAGUGCUUCACCCCCGCUGUUAAAGAAGUGGUGGAGUUUGCAAAGAGCAUACCGGGCUUCCAAACUCUGAGCCAGCACGAUCAGGUCAUGCUGCUCAAAUCUGGCACUUUCCAGGUUCUUAUGGUGAGGUUCUGCUCGUUGUUUGAACCCAAAGAGAGGACGGUGACAUUCCUUAACAGACAAACCUACUCACUGGCAUCACUGAGGGCUCUGGGAAUGGGCUCCCUGUUGGACUCCAUGUUUGACUUCAGUGAAAAGCUGGGGUCUUUGGGUCUGGAACAAGACGAGAUGGCUCUUUUCAUGGCGGUUGUUCUGGUGUCUGCUGACCGCUCCGGCAUCAUAGAGGUGGGAGCAGUGGAGCAGCUGCAGGAGAAUCUGAUUAAAGCUCUGCGUUCCCUCAUCACUAGUCGCCGGCCGGACGACAGCACACUCUUCCCAAAGCUGCUGCUCCGCCUGCCGGACCUACGCACACUGAACAAUCAGCACUCCGAUAAGCUAUUAGCUUUCCGCAUAGACCCUUAAGUUAACAUUUCACGGCGGAGUCAUGAGGCAUCCAUUUUUUGGGGUCCUCUCUGUGUGAGGACCAGGUUGCUAGAUUAAGCACUGGCCUCUGCAGGACAGACAGCUGUUUCAGGAGCGGUGCCAAGUUUAAAAAGGCGAGGAUUUGAACUGGAAAAACACCAGAGGAGAACCUCAGCGCAGCAGGAGGUGGAUGCUUCUCAACUAUAGGGCUUCCAGCUGGACUGCCCAGAAGAAACAGACUGUACUCUUCCAUUAGUUUCUUCAAGUCAGUGUCAAACAGUCACCUUUCACUCACUCGGCCUCUAGAGUUUAUCAGAGAAAAACUUUUUGUACUGAAGACCAAAAAACAACAAAAAAGGACAGAGCUUGUCUUUUUCUCAUCACUCUAUGUUCUCCUUUUCCAGCUCAUGAAGCUAACAGGAAGGAAGCGCACACUGUUUUAGAGAUAAAAAGAAGCAUUUGCCAAUAGACUUCCUUUUAUCUUCUUCCCACGUAUGACAAACAAAUCUGACUAUAAAGUUUGUCAUAGGAAAAGACCAUCCCUAACAUCCAGUUAGGAGGGCUGCUUGUGUUUGCCCGGUCUAAAUGAAAUAAGCUAUUUUCACAACAUGAUAUCAUGUGGAAAAUCUUUACUCAAAUCAUCCAUUUGUGGUUGAGAUAUGUUGAUAUUUUUAAGGAAUGAGUUGUAUUUAUACACGCUAUGAAUAUUGGUCAUUUUAGACCAAGUUUAAAUGGAUUUAUGUAUAUGUAAAGGUGUUCUGUUGUAUAUUUUGUACAGAACUUGUUGUAGUUGCUUAUUAAAUAGAUGCAGAUAGAUGUAUAUGUUAAAUAGAAUUAUUGAAAGUCGCCAGAGGAUUUCCACCAUGUGCGUGGAGGAUAUGGUUUUUAUCUGGAGAUAUGCACCUGAAAUAAAUGUACCGUCAACUGAGCUUAUGUAUAUUUUGUAAAUCUCUAUAGCCUCAAUAUAGAGAGCCACUAUUAAAAGAUAUUCUAU